AUGACCAAGGCAACUCGAGGCCCGAGGAGUAAUUCUGGGUUACAAAGUAGUUCCAAGUCACCAACUGUUGAAUCUGUUAACAAAUGGAAGAUUCCUCAUUAUUACAGAAGAUCACCAUCCAGCGCGUCUCAAAAUUCAAAUUCAAUGGAUUCAAAUGGUGGUAGUACUCCAACGACACCCAACAUCAAUGUAAUGAGUUCUCCGAAGAAAGUUUUGAUAGAAGAUCGAAAGAGAAAUGAUAGCGCUAAUGGCGGUAGUUGUAAUAGGCCAAAAAAAAGUAACGGAUCAAGAUCAAAGCGAAGUAGCAAGAAAAAUCCAGGUGAAAUGGUUUUUGUUAAUUACACUGUUCAAGAUGGUGGGUCUGAUAUUGAUAAUAAUAAUUCGCCGAAUGAAUUUUCACAACCCCCUCCAAAAAAGAAAUCGUCCAAGAGUCGUAUGCUAAAAAUUUUUGGAAAUUCUAAAAAUGAAUCUCCAGAUGGUAGUCCAAGUCAAUCUGUUAAGCGAUCUUAUAGCUCAUUGCUGAAGUAUGCCCCCUCACUACCCCAAGGUAACGGCUUACCGCGUCGUAUCGUUACUGGUAAUCAUGGUCAGUCCGCGAAUGGAAGUUUGGGUGAUUCUGAUGACGAAAUAGUCCCUACUUCACAACCGCCAUCCCAAUUCGAUCCCUUAUCAUUAGGAAUUUUUCAGCCCUAUAUGGCGGAUAACAUUGUCUCCACAGGCAACGAUAGUGAUACACUUAAGAAUGCUAGUAAUGACUCUCAUAGUAACAGUACUAAUGAACAAUCUAUCAUUUCCGACCCAACUGUAAUGGGUUCAAGGACAACUGACGAGAAUGACGCAUCAAUAGCAUUUAGUAAAAUGUUUUCAAGGAAAAGGGCAAAUACUGGCGGGUCCAUGUCUUCCCUAACUUCUUUGAAUGCAGGUUUACAACAACCACAACAAAUGGUACAAAAUCCAUCGCAUCCACAACUUCCUCAUUCUCAAUCAUAUUCAAAUUUGGGGAAUGCCGUUAUGCCUGGAAAUCAAAGAAAUUUAUCAUUUUCAUCGAUUUCUUCUUAUGGCAAUAAAUUUUCUCCAGUCAGAACUGCUUCUCCUGCAAGACCAAGGUCUGCUAGAAGUUCAUUGGGUUUGAGAAUUUCAAGGGAUACAAAUUCAUUCCAUGAUUUACCAGAAUCAAGUACUUCAGGUGUUGUUGCUCAAGAAGUGUUUUUAGAUUCUCAAUCAACGGGUAAAGGUAAACCCAUGACAGCCGCUAGUGCAAGGUAUAAACGUAAGCAAGAUUCGUUGAGUGAUAUUCAUCGCAUUUACACACCAUCUGCUGUUACCAGUAAUGCUUCGGCAACUCCAUCAUCUUCACUGGUCACACCACCCGCAUUUCCUGCGGGUUAUACGGCUGCUUCAUCAGCCUCAUCAACACCAAAUGCCCUAGAAUUGAGCCAACUUAAUAAUAGUGCUAGUAAUAGUACUUUUAACAACACAAAUAGUGGUACCAAUUUAGAAUCAUAUGGGUCUCAUAAUGCUUCUUCGGUAUUUUAUAAAGAUAAUUCCACGGAACUUUUGCUCGAAGAUUCUGACAUGCCAACCCCAGUUGAAAAUUUCCCUGCAUUGAAAGGCAUUCCAAGAACAACAUUAGAGGAAAAGGAAGAAGAAGAGGAUAAUGCCUUAAAAAAUACCAAUCGCAUAACAACUAAUCAUGAUCGAAUGCACGUACCAUCAAAUAAUGAAACAAUGGAUUACGUGCAAUUAGCUCAAGGCGGUAGUACUAGCAGUAGUCAAGUAGAUUCCCUAAUGACUAAUUCUUUAUCUGCUACCACUACCAGUAGCGUUUUAGGUAAUCACACUUUCCAAGACCAUGCUAAUCCAAUAUUAAACACUAAAGAUUUAAAGAUUGAUAAUCACGGUAAAUUAAUGGGCAAGUCUCCAACUAAUUUGGGGGCUAUACCACAAGGUAAAGCCGAUUUACCAAAUAGAAACGCAAAAGGCAAUAAUAAUAAUGUCGUUACUGGUCCAUUGUCCAAACUGAAUAUGGAAUUCGAUUUUGAAAAUUCUAAUUCAUUUUUCCGUGACCUUCAACCUCAACUUCAAACUCAAUAUAAAUCGAAUCAGGCUUCGAAUAACGCCUAUGGUAAUGCCCAAUCUAAUGAUUUCAAUUCCGAACCUACUGAUAAACAAUUUCAGAAAAAUCAUUCAUCUACAGUUAAUACAAAGUUUAAGUUCCCUCCGGAAUCUUUAGCUAAUUUUUCGGUCGAAGAUAUGGAAACAUCUGUGGGGAUUCCUCAAGAUUUUUUUGAUCGGCCAUCUGAGAAUGGUGCUUCUAAAAAACCCAGCAAUUUUCCAUAUUACGGUACUGAACUCGGUGAUUUUUCAUAUUUGUAA
Messenger RNA from Zygosaccharomyces rouxii, 2376 nucleotides. It is a transcript of the gene BCK2, whose product is annotated as Bck2p. The coding region runs from base 1 to 2376 and encodes 791 amino acids. NCBI's taxonomy places the organism in Eukaryota, Fungi, Ascomycota, Saccharomycetes, Saccharomycetales, Saccharomycetaceae. The record is from RefSeq and is a predicted model, not a curated record. The transcript has a single exon.